Molecule: messenger RNA, 2201 nt
Organism: Helianthus annuus (common sunflower)
Lineage: Eukaryota; Viridiplantae; Streptophyta; Magnoliopsida; Asterales; Asteraceae
Product: protein EDS1
Exons: 3
Coding region: 74-1984 (636 amino acids)
Biological process (GO): defense response; lipid metabolic process
Source: RefSeq, a predicted model, not a curated record
UUAAUCAAGAGCAGGGACACAUUCACAAAACUUUGUGUGAUUUAGAGAAAAAAAAAAAGAGAGUAAAAAAAACAUGGAGGUAGUGAAACUAAGCCCGACUAAUGAGCACAUCAAAGAAACUUGGAUUCUUUCCAUGAAAGCUCAUAACCACGAAGAAGAUUAUGUCAAGAAAGCAUCGAUGGAUCUUUUGAUCGUUGCAUUUAAAGGGUCAAUGGAGGUCGACGAUUUCUACCAAGGUGAUCAUUUUGGCGAAACGAAUGUUGAUGACAAACUGUUUCCGUCUCUCCAGCGUCUCGCUGAGGGUCAACUUGCCAAAGUCAACGGACUAGCUCUUCAAAAAUUUAAGGAACUUUUGAACAAUGCCAAGUUUAAAUCAGAGGUGGAGGCAGCUAUAAAAAAAGGAAAAAAUAUCUUAUUGACUGGGCAUUCGUUUGGAGGUGCACUAGCAAGUCUUGCCACACUUUGGAUGCUUGAUCAAUACACAAGGAUACUAAAAAGCGAAAUUCAAAUCGGUUGUGUAACUUUCGGGUCUCCGCUAGUAGGUGACAAGACCCUCACCCACGCGGUCAGGAGGGAAAAAUGGGCGGGUCAUUUUACCAAUUUUGUUAUGGAGCAUGACAUUGUUCCUCGAAUGAUGCUAGCUCCAAAAACAUCCGUCGAAAAACAUCUACCCACAAUCUUCAAAUUCUUCAAACAAAAAGUCAAUUCCCUAACUACUAAAAAACCUAACAAACUAACCAGUAUUUUCAGCAAACCAAGAACUGAACCAGCCAUUGAUCAUGAUCAAUUGGUCGAUGAUAAAGAUCGUAAAGACGUUGAAGGUUUUUUUGAAAAUGUGUUGACAAAUGCAUCAACUGUUGCAAGUCAUGAUGCAUUUGAUCUUAUGGAACCUACAAACUCUCUAAUGGAGAAGUUAUCUAAUGACUUUGUAAAAAUCAGUCCUUACAGGCCUUUCGGUGUUUAUGUCUUCUGCACUCGAGGCGAGGGUCAAUCUACUACACCUAGACAACAACUGGUUGUAGAGAACCCGAAUGCUGCUCUACAGUUAUUGUUUUAUUUGUUGCAGUUACCCAAUGAAGACCAAAGUGUAGCUCAAUUUGCUCAUGAAAGUUUAACCGAAAAUUUUGGUUAUGAAGAAGAAGUGAACAAUAACGGAUUGCAGUUGGAAAACCGGGUUAAUCUGAAAGACCUUAAUGAUCACCUAUUGACAUCUAAGAGUACUCGUGGUGAUUCGAAAGCGCUGUUUGAACUGAAUGCAAGUGCGAAAUGGUGUUUGUUAGCAGUGGAAGAGGCCGAAAAGAGGAAGGUAAAAAACAUGGAUCAGAUUAAAAAAUCCAUGAAAAAUUACAACUCAAACGUAAAAGAAUCGACAACAAAGAUCAUUGAAGAUUUGUUAGGUGAGGUCAUGGAGUACAAAAACAAACGUAAUGAUGGAAGCGUUGAUUACUAUGAAGCUUUCAAGCUCCAAAACGAGCAUGAGGACUUUAAAGCUAACGUGAACCGUUUAGAGCAAGCUAAGAUAUGGGAUGUGAUUGUUGAAAUGGUGAGGCGAAAGGAUUUACCUGAUGAAUUUGAAGUGUGGGAUGAGUUAGUGGAAUUAGGGACUCGAUUCAGAAGGGUUUAUGAGCCGUUGGAUAUUGCAAAUUAUUAUCGGCACUUCAAAGGUGAUGAUACGGGAGCCAAGUAUAUGGUAGUGAGACCAAAGAGGUAUAAAUUUACACAAAGAUGGCAUCAACAUGCAAAUGUGACCGGGUUUGAGUUGGUUUCUGAGAGUAACUUUGUCGCAGAGGUUGAGGAACUUAUGAAUGAGGUCAUAAAACCGAAGAACAAGACAAUUGGGCAGGUUGAGAAUGAUUUAGAGAGCUUAAAGAAUAAGAUUAAGGGAUGGAAAUGUGAUGAGAAAAUAGCUAAAGAAUAUGUGUUUUGGGGAGAAUCUGUUCUCACCAAAUUGGAGAAAAAACUCGCGGAAGCUAAGCAGACUUGAUGGGUCCAGAACCCAAAGGCAUGGUCAUCAAGGCUAAACGAUUUGUGUGUGUUCUUAUUUGUUGUAUGUUUAAAUUAUUGUGUGUGAUGUAGUUUAACUUUAAACCUUUGAUUAUGUAAUAGUCGUCUUUAGAGUUUCAGAUCGGAGUCGCUAGAUGUAACGUUUUCAGUUUAAUAAAAUCUUAUGGUUCAAAGAAAAAGAUCCUUGGAAUGAUCAA